AUGUGCGUUAAUGAGGCUGCACUGAUGGGCACUGAUAAGCGGCACUAAUAGGUGGCACUGAUGGGCACUGAUGAGGAGGUACUGUACCAGGGGUGGACUGACAAACUCAUGGGGCCCCCGGGCAAUAGGGGAUCAUGGGGCCCCUGUGUCCUUGCCCAAACUCAAAAAAGCCUAUGAAAAAGGUACAGGGGGCACCUCAUGGGGCCCCCUACUGACCCCCAGGCCCUCAGGCAGUGCCCGAGUUUCCAAAUGGUCAGUCCGCCCC
This is a messenger RNA of Staurois parvus, 265 nucleotides long. NCBI's taxonomy places the organism in Eukaryota, Metazoa, Chordata, Amphibia, Anura, Ranidae. The record is from the annotation of a GenBank genome assembly.